Messenger RNA from Eublepharis macularius, 3232 nucleotides. It is a transcript of the gene SENP5, whose product is annotated as SUMO specific peptidase 5. NCBI's taxonomy places the organism in Eukaryota, Metazoa, Chordata, Lepidosauria, Squamata, Eublepharidae. The record is from RefSeq and is a predicted model, not a curated record. Gene Ontology annotation, cellular component: nucleus. Gene Ontology annotation, molecular function: deSUMOylase activity. The transcript has 10 exons. Bases 170 to 2452 code for a protein of 760 amino acids. Gene Ontology annotation, biological process: protein desumoylation.
GUGCAGGUUGUGCGCCUGGCCCACGUGAGGCGUCGCGGAGUCGCUGCCGGUCGCCGUUGCCCGGCGCGCGUGUUCGGCGGGGAGGGUGGCGAGCGAGGGGGGGCCCUCUCGGCGGCCGGGAUGUGCCCAGCGACAAAGCUGCACUUGAGGAUCAUAAUGCAUCAGAAAAAUGAAAGAGCAUAGAAGAAACUUACAGCGGAGACGUCAGUUGCUGACCUGUUGCCGAAAAUGGACACUGGGGUUUUGGGGGCUGAGGCAAUACUGCUUCCAAAGGAAGCAUCUUUCUGUACUUAAAAAGAAGAGUCAUAGCACUUGGACAUUGGGGAGCCGCAAAUGCUCAAAACCAUGGAGAACGAAGGGGUCCGCGAGGAAUUGGGUUCCUGAAGUGUUCCCAGAUGCAGAAACCCAGCAAAACGUGCGUGUGGAAAACGGCACCUUCCUGGACGCAGUGUCCCGAAGUCCUUUUCCAAGGUGCAGAGCUGGAGAACCAUUUGCAGGGGCAGAGAGUCUGGACAGUCAACCCUUUCAGAGAGGAGAAUUGCUGAAUGAACACAGUAGUUCGCAAACUAACUCAAAGAUCUGUCAAGACAAGCAAUACUGCCCUGAGGCCAGCAGUACAACUGUAAGGGCAGCGGAGGCUAGCCUUGCUCAGAGUGCUAAGGAGAGCAAUAAUGGCAGAAGCAAUGGAGUCACCGUUCUAAAUAACUCAAGGAGGAAGAGCUGUUGCCGAAGGCUAAAGCGAAACGGAAGCUGUGGCCUCUUGACUACUAGGAGAAGGCCUAAAUUUAAGCCGCAUACUUUAAAACGCAGAUCUCUAUUUAUGAUGUAUAAGGAACUUUCUAUGGUUAAGUUUCGGGUUAGAAUUUUAAAAUCUCGUUCUAAGUUUUGGAGAGGCAAAACUUGCAAGUCGAGUAAAAACAGGCUUAGCUGGGUGGAUAAAGUCACCAGAGAUCGACAAGAGGACUUCCACCAAGAGGCAUUUGAAGGUGUUUCCUGUCCCUUAUUUUCCUCUUGGAGGUCAAAAAGUACCCCUCCCUGGAACCUGUCCAGCUGGUCAGAUAUGAACAAUCACGUGCCAGGACCUUUAGUCAAGGAGAGUCGCACGCAUCCACCGGGGGCCUCCCUUCCACGGGAUGGAUCGUUGCAGCGCAGCGAGGUCCACUGUAAGGAACUUGCCCUCAGAGACCAAAACGGCAUCGUCGAGAUCUGCGGGUCUCAGUCGCAUGGAGCAGCUUCUUGUGGGGUGCAGGCGGCAGCGCACAAUGAGGAAACGGGGGGUGCACCCUCACUGGACGGUUGCCCUGGUGACGUUUUCAUCUCUGUGACGGAAAAAGAGAUUUCUGUUUCAGGUCUAGAGGAUGGAGAUUCUAAUCCGGUUAUGGGGACUGACGCGACAGUGCUGGAGUCCUCCAGGGUGGACUUGGGGACGCAAGAGAGUUUUACGAACGGGCCUGUUUCUGUGGAGUCGGUGCAGAACGAGGACAGUUGUAGCCAGAUGGAAGUAGAAGGGCCUGUAAGCACAGACGUUUUUGGUGCAGAGCUGUUAGACCACCCCUACUGUAAAAGCCCUCUCGAUGAACCUCGGAGAGAAAGCACAGGACAAAAAUCAGGGUCCCAAAAGAGUGGCAAAAGAAGCAGUCAGAGAGCUUCUUGCGUCAACGAUGAGCAAUUGGCGGUGUGGCUUUGUGGAUUCCUAGAUGAAGUAAUGAAGAAAUACGGCAGCUUAGUUCCGCUUUGUGAAAAGGAUGUCAUGGGAAGAUUAAAGGAAGUCUUUAACGAAGACUUCUCCCAUAGAAAGCCAUUUAUCACUAAGGAAAUCAUGAAAUAUCAAACGAGGCAUCCCAAACCUUCCACUUGCAGUUUCCGAGUCUUCUAUAAUAAGCACAUGCUAGAUAUGGAUGAUCUGACAACGCUGGAUGGUCAGAACUGGCUAAAUGACCAGAUCAUCAACAUGUAUGGCGAACUAAUAAUGGAUGCAGUUCCUGAAAAGGUUCAUUUCUUCAACAGCUUUUUUCAUAGACAGCUGGUAACCAAAGGAUAUAACGGGGUUAAACGAUGGACUAAAAAGGUGGAUCUCUUCAAAAAGACCCUCUUGUUAAUUCCCAUUCAUCUGGAAGUCCACUGGUCCCUCAUUACUGUGAAUCUCCCUAACAGAAUUAUUUCAUUCUACGACUCUCAAGGCAUUCAUUUUAAGUUCUGUGUAGAGAACAUUCGGAAAUACUUGCUGACAGAAGCUAAAGAGAAGAACCAGCCUGAGUUUCUUCAGGGUUGGCAGACUGCUGUUACAAAGUGCAUUCCACAACAGAAAAACGAUAGUGACUGCGGAGUCUUUGUGCUCCAGUACUGCAAGUGCCUCGCCUUAGACCAGCCUUUUCAGUUCUCCCAGGAAGACAUGCCUAGAGUGCGAAAAAGGAUUUACAAGGAGCUCUGUGAAUGCCGGCUCAUGGACUAAAUUAAGAAAGGAAAAAAAAAAAAGAGAAAAGCAGCAGCAAACCAACAACAACAACAAAACCCUACGACUCCUUUGGCAUUUUGAAGAGCCCCAGCUGAUAUUUGUACUUGAAUUUUUUUUAUUUUUUUUUUGGAAAAACUUCCAUUUAUUUCAAGUGAGUCUCGGGCUGAGCGGUGCGGCCAACGUAAUUACCUCAAACUUUUUUCUGACAUCCUCCUUAACUGGCAAGACCUGCCACAAAAUAUCCCCAAGUGUCAGUUUAGUUCUCUCUUUUUUUUCUAACGUUCUUUCCUGUAUUUAAUAUUUAUUAUCUAACGCAUGCGCGUAGACAAAGCAUGCAACUAAAAAAGAAAUUACAAAACUGUAGAAUUUGGUGCACCUUUGAAGCGUAGCUAGAAAUGACGAGAAUAAUGCAGGUUAAAACUUUUUUUUUUUUUUUGGUCUGAACAUAAACGUGCAUGAUCCAGUUUUCUGAUGCAAUAACGCUUUGAAUGUAGAAAACCAACCCCGAUGCCAUAACAGCAGCUAGAACCUCUUUCUUUCUCCCCUUUAAACUUAACUCCCCCGUCCCCAUUGUGACUGUCUUUUCAUUCUGUAUUCCCAUGAAAGUUGGAAGAAAAGGGAUAUGUUGGACACUGGCCUGUCUCUUUAGUUUGUGGAAAUCCUAUUAAAGAAAAGCUGAAGUCAUUUCACUCUUUUAUUGAGCGCCUACUAGUUCACCACGUUCCUACAGUUUGAAAGCAAUCCCUUGUACGAGACGCACUUCCAUACUAAUAAAAU